GGGGUGCGCGCCGUCACCGCAGGGCGCGGAGCUUGGGGGAGGCCCGCCCCCGCAGGGCAGGCGCAGGAGUCGCGCCCCGUGCGCGGGGCCCGGCCGGGGACAGCCCCGAGCCCGAGACACGGCCGAUGGGGUGUGGAAAGCCUGCCCAAGGCUGUUCCGGGAAGAACCGCGGGUGGUGCGCCCCGGAGGCCGAGGGAGAGUCAGCCCCGCCCGAGGCCAGCCGCUGACCGCAGGUCGCCCCUGAACCCAGGCGCAGAGGUGGCCCUCAGCUGGAGGUCAGUUGCCAGGCCUGGCGGGCAGGGGGGCCGGGGAGGCCCGUGCCGGGGGAGCACAGCCGUGCUCAGUCCGCCUGGCUCUGCCUCUCCCAAGGUCCCACGGCGGCACCGACCUCACAGGUAAGUGCAGGGCGCCCCGGUCUUACUGCUCCUGACUUCCACCUACCUUUUCUCUGCCUUCGGGUCUCUUGGACUUCGCCUGCCAUUUCCCCAGCCCUGUGUUCACCAAGCUUCGGGUCCCGCAUCUGUGUGGCCAGUUACUUGGAGAGUUCCCGUUUAGGACCUCCCAAGGAGGGAGGUGUGGAAGCUUAUCCCGGUGCAGAUACCAGCACUUGGAACUGCUUGCAGGGGAAUGUGUCCCGGGAACUACAGGUCUCCUGCCUUUCUGAUGGCAACAAACUCCGGGAGAGGGAGGCAGGAGGCAGAGCCAGGCUUGGAAUGACACACUGUUACGUGGAGGCAGUGGGAGGUUGGGUUUAGAGGAGGGAGGUUUUCUACCCAAGUGUUGACGGGUUUUAUCUGGUUGCAGAAUGGAAAACAGAACGGAUGAAUGCAGUGACUGUUGGGAGCACCAGAAGAGCAGGCACCAGUGACACCAGAGGCAGGUGACCUUUCAAGAUGUGGCUGUGUACUUCUCUUGGGAGGAAUGGGAUCUUCUUGAUGAGGCCCAGAGACACCUGCACCUCGAGGUGAUGCUGGAGAACUUGGCACUUAUAUCCUCGCUGGCCCAGUGCAGAUCCCUUUGUCUCUGGACUCACACUGCCUCCUGAGUGUCUUCUGAUGUUGUGGUCUGAGGUGUACAUGUAUCCUUUAACAGAGCCUGAACCAGUUACUGUUCCAGUCCAGUUCUUCUGGGUCUAGAGGUCCCUUCAUAGCACCACAUGUCACCAGCAGGUUGUUUGCAUGGAGUAGAGCAAGAGGAAGCACCUUCUGAACCAAGCGUUUCUGAAGGAUUGUCACGUCUCAUGACUCCCAAAGAGGGGUCGUCAUCCCAGAAUGCCUGCUCCUGUGAAAUAUGUGGCCUGGUCUUGAGAAGCAUUUUGCAGUUGGCUCAGCACCACAGAACAACACAUCCUGGGCAGAAGCCACGCACAUGUGGAAGACAGUUCUAUUUUGCUGCAAAUCUUCAACAGCAUCAGAGGCAGCACAUUAAAGAGCUUCCCUUCAGAGGUGACACUGACAGAAACUUGUUUAUAAAGAGCUGCAUGAUCCAUGUGUCAGGGAAGCCUUAUACUUGCAAAGAGGUGGGGAAGGGUUUUCUGGCCAGCAUGGGAUUUCCCCGUCAACAGGCCACUCACACAGGGGAGAAACCAAAUGCCAGUUACAAGUGUGGGGUGGCCUUUCACAAUGGAAAAAGUCUUCACCACUGGGGGGAAUGCAAGAAAGCUCUUAGCCACACAGAUACACUCGUUCAGUACCAGAGGGCACUCACAAGUGAAGGGCUUUUUGAGUGCAGCAAGUGUGGGAAAGCCUGUACUCGGAGAUGUAAUCUCAUUCAGCACCAGAAAGUCCACAGUGAAGAGAGGCCUUAUGAGUGCAGUGAAUGUGGGAAGUUCUUCACCUACUACUCGAGCUUCGUCAUCCACCAGCGAGUGCAUACUGGAGAGAGGCCUUAUGAGUGCAGUGAGUGUGGGAAGGCCUUCAGUCAGAUCUACAGCCUCAACAGCCAUAGGAAAGUCCACACGGGAGAGAGGCCUUAUGAGUGUGGGGAAUGUGGGAAAUCCUUCAGCCAGAGGUCCAACCUCAUUCAACAUCAAAGAGUUCACACGGGAGAAAGACCUUAUGAGUGCAGUGAGUGUGGGAAAUCCUUUAGCCAAAACUUCAGCCUCAUUUACCACCAGAGAGUUCACACUGGAGAAAGGCCUCAUGAGUGCAGUGAGUGUGGGAAAUCCUUUAGCCGAAGUUCCAGCCUCAUUCACCACCGGAGGCUUCACACUGGAGAGAGGCCCUAUGAGUGCAGUGAUUGUGGGAAAUCCUUUAAGCAAAGCUCCAGCCUCAGUUCACAUCGGAAAGUCCAUGCAGGAGAAAGGCCCUAUGUAUGUGAGGAGUGUGGGAAACCCUUCAGCCACAGCUCCAACCUUAGGAACCAUCAGAGGGUCCACACUGGAGAAAGGCCUAUUGAGUGCAGUGAGUGUGGGAAAUCCUUUAGCUGCAAAUCUAACCUCAUUAAACACCUGAGGGUCCACACUGGAGAAAGGCCUUAUAAAUGUAGUGAAUGUGGGAAGUCUUUCAGCCAAAGCUCCAGCCUCAUUCAACACCAGAGAAUUCACACUGGAAAAAGGCCUUAUCAGUGCAGUGAAUGUGGGAAAUCCUUUGGCUGCAAAUCUGUCCUUGUUCAACACCAGAGAGUUCACAGUGGAGAAAGGUCUUAGCUAUAUAGGGAAUGUGCACUUUUUAUUUAGUGGAAUCAUUGGAGGAGAGCACCUGUAAGAGCAGCCUACCUGGAUUGAAGCCCAGCAACUGAAGGUGCAUGGCAGAGAGAUUCCCUUCAGUUCAGGUUUGUGGAAGCUCCAAGGAUCUGUGUUACAGUUCCUAGCAUCCAUAACCCUUGCAGUUUAGGUUACUGACAGUUUCUGAGACAGAAGCCAUUUCACUGCCACUUGCUAAGUCCAGCUGUGUCAGUCACCACGCCACCAUGUUCAGGGACGCUGAUCUGUGUUCUCCCAUUGCUGGAGGUAAUGAGUAGUCUGAGCCCACAUUCCCUUCUUCAAAAAGAUGGGGCAUGAACCUGACCCAGUUUUGUACUGGAGAUCCUGAUAGAAGUAAAUUCUUUCAGGGACACAUUUCUUGUGACGAUGUUGGGGUUUUUUGUUUGGGUGGUUGGUUGGGUUUUUUUCCACAGCCUCUAAGACACUAACCUGGGAACUACUUGCCUCACAUUUGUUUUGUUUUGAGGGCUGUUAUUGUCUGAAGCACCUGUAAUCUUGGGAUUCUGUUCACUCUGUGAGAUGGCUUAAAAACAGGAUUGGUCCCAGCCAGCAUUAAACAGCUGUGGUGUGUGGGGGUGGCACAGGGAGGUCACAUAAUUCCAAGCCUUAGAGACAUUGGUUUAAUGGAAGAAUGCGACUCUCUUCCCAGUUUUGUCCUAAUAUGAAUUGUUGCCCGAGGCCCCCUAGGAGCUGUAGGGCCUUCUGGUCCUAUGUGGUGGAGUAUAUGCAGGAUGUUUUGUGGGCUGGGGACACCUCGAGGCAGGAAGUUCUGACAACUCCCAGUGCUGCCCGGAGCAGCGUGAACUGUGGCACAGGACAUCACGUGAUGCCUAGCACCGUGUCGGCCGACUGAGAGAGUCGAGUGCCUGAUCCCCGUCAUUCUGUGGGCUUGUGCCUGGGGAAACUGAUUGGGACAGAAACACUGGGUUCAUAGGACUUGGAGGAGAUCGCAGCAAACUAGAUUCUAGUGAUGGUGCGGGUUUGAGGUGUGCACAGAAUCUCACGGUCUCCAGGGAUGUGCACCUUCGGAUCUGUGGUCAUUGUCAGGGGGAAAAAAAAAAAGUUCUGUGUAUUCCACUCAGGUAGCCUUUCUGGAAUGUUCCCUGAAGGCCAGGAAAACAAGCAUGGCGGGAGGGGAGAUCCCCACUCUAGCAAGGUGGCUUUGUGACCAGCCACCAUCCUGUGUAGAAGUGAACGUCACCGGUCACUAAUACUUUCUGCCACUGAGGCAAGGUUGUCCCCAUAAGGUCACCAAGAAGGAGGUGGAGUUCGUGUGGGGUUACCAGACCUCACACUGAACCACUAGGCUCACUGCAGUCAUCACGUGAACGCUCUGCACCCUGACCUACCUCAUGCCCUUCGUUGGCCCGGGCCAUCCCUGGCCGCCAGGCCACCUUUACUCUGUCUUCCCCGAUGGCUUAGAUUGUGUUAGCAGGACGUGGAUGACUUGAUUCACAAAAUGUUUAUUUUUCUAGUUUCAUUCAUGAUUAUUAUUUUGAGAUUCUUCUGCUGUGUGAGCUGUUCAUUUUUAUUGCAUUUGGCCAUUCCUUUAGGUUGUUUCUGGGUUCUGGCUAAUGCCAAAACAGUGAAGCUGCUACAGCAUGUGCACUUGUUUACAUAUUUAUGUCAGCUACUUUGGGGUCAGUGACUCAGGUGCAAAGCUGAGACACAGGGCAGGCGACAGUCAGCUUGUUAAGAAACCACCAGGCUGUGAGCGGGGGCCUGUGGGGCUGUGGGGACUUCGGUUCUUCCACAUCCUUGCCAAUACUCAGUGUGGUCCUUGGGAUUUACUACAUCCAUAGGUGUGUAGUUUUAACUGCUUUUCCUUAAGCAUUCAUAACGCUGGACCCUUUUUCAUGAAUUUGUGACCCGUAUGUAUUCUUUGGUAAGAUUCUGUUCAUAGAGGAACAGGGAAGUGGUAGCAAGGGGCAGGUUUUAAAGCUUGUUUUAAAAACUGUAAUGCAUGUAUAAGUGACAAAGCAUAAACAUUUGGAAUGUGUUUGGACGUUUUGCUGUUUAUACCUGAAAUUUUAAAAAUCCAUUGAAGGGCUGGGGUUGUGGCUCAAGCGGUAGCGUGCUUGCCUGGCAUGUGUGUGUGGGGCGCUGGAUUCGAUCCUCAACACCACAUAAAAAAUAAAGUCAUUGUAUCCACCUAAAACUAAGAAAAAUAAAUAUUUUUUAAAAUCUGUUGAAAGCAAAA
Messenger RNA from Marmota monax (woodchuck), 4904 nucleotides. RefSeq names its product zinc finger protein 211. The record is from RefSeq and is a predicted model, not a curated record. Gene Ontology annotation, biological process: negative regulation of transcription by RNA polymerase II; regulation of immune system process; regulation of cytokine production. Gene Ontology annotation, molecular function: DNA-binding transcription factor activity, RNA polymerase II-specific; RNA polymerase II cis-regulatory region sequence-specific DNA binding. The transcript has 4 exons. NCBI's taxonomy places the organism in Eukaryota, Metazoa, Chordata, Mammalia, Rodentia, Sciuridae. The coding region runs from base 1157 to 2647 and encodes 496 amino acids.